AUGAAUUGUUUAGAAUUUGACCUUCUUGAAUCUAUUCUUUAUGAACCACCUAAUGGAUUUUAUUUGCUUGAUAAACAUUUAUCACGUUUAAUCAAGUCUGCUAUUUAUUUUUCUCAAAAUCCUAAUUAUGAAAUUUUUAAGAAUUGCACAACUGAAGAGUUUAGAAAAACAGUUGAAACUAAAUUAUAUGAACAUGUCAAAGAACUAGGUGAAAAUAUUAAACAAAGGGUGAGACUGACAGUGAACAAGGAUGGAGUUGUAAAUAUAACUAGUGCUACUUUGAAUAAUCUUCAUACGCCAGCAUUAUUAAAAGAGCCGUUAAGAAUAAUGUUAGAUACGACAUUUACAUCUUCAGAUAAUAUCUUUCUUUACCAUAAAACAACCAAUAGAAAAACUUAUAAUGAAGCUAGACAACAUUUGGGUUUAGGACCAAUUCCAGGAACUGAUACGAAGAAUAAUAUAUUUGACGCAUUAUUAUUUAAUGAGAAAAAUGAAAUUACUGAAUGUUCAAUCUCUAAUAUCGCUGUUGAGUUUUUUGAUGACGAUGGAAAACCAUUUUGGAAAACUCCUGAUGUCGGAUGUGGAAUUUUGCCGGGAGUAAUGAGAGAACAAUUGAUCGAAAAUGGUGACCUUAUUCCUGGUGUAAUCAGUAUUGAAGAGAUCAAGACUGCCCAACGAGAAGGAAGAAAGAUAAAAUGCUUUAAUUCUGUAAGAAAGGAAUUUCAAGUGGUUUUAGUUGACGAACCCUUAUUAUAA
Cetraspora pellucida is the source of this 756-nucleotide messenger RNA. Lineage: Eukaryota; Fungi; Glomeromycota; Glomeromycetes; Diversisporales; Gigasporaceae. The record is from the annotation of a GenBank genome assembly.